GUGCACCACCCUUUCUUUGCCUAUACCCUCGAGGUUUGAUCUGAGUAAGCAGCUCCUAAAACUGACCAGUACAGGGUUAAACCUAGCUGCUGUCACCACCCCUCCUCCUCCUCCCAGUCCCCCUUUUCACUGUAGGCUGGCAACUGUCCUAACUGCCUACUGAAGCCAAAUGCUUGAGGGGAAAGAGAGUAAGGAGCCAGCCAUGAAUCCUUUCCAGAAAAAUGAGUCCAAGGAGACUCUUUUUUCACCUGUUUCCACUGAAGAGGUACCGCCUAGACCUCCCAGUCCUCCAAAGCAGUCAUCUCGGAAAAUCUGUGGCUCGAGCUAUCCAUUGAGCAUUGCCUUCAUUGUGGUGAAUGAAUUCUGCGAGCGUUUUUCCUAUUAUGGCAUGAAAGCUGUGUUGACCCUGUAUUUCCUGUAUUUCCUGCACUGGAGUGAAGACACUUCCACAUCUGUAUAUCAUGCAUUCAGCAGCCUCUGUUAUUUCACUCCAAUUCUGGGAGCAGCUAUUGCCGACUCAUGGUUGGGAAAAUUCAAGACAAUCAUCUACCUCUCCCUGGUGUACGUGCUUGGCCAUGUAUUAAAGUCCUUGGGUGCAAUUCCAAUACUGGGGGGAAAAAUGGCACACAUAAUCCUGUCAUUGCUUGGCCUGAGUCUAAUAGCUCUGGGGACAGGAGGUAUCAAACCCUGCGUGGCAGCUUUUGGUGGAGACCAAUUUGAAGAAAAACAUGCCGAGGAACGAACUAGAUACUUCUCAGUCUUCUACCUCUCCAUCAAUGCAGGAAGUUUGAUUUCUACAUUUAUCACACCCAUGCUAAGAGGAGAUGUACAGUGUUUUGGGGAAGACUGCUAUGCAUUGGCUUUUGGAGUUCCAGGACUGCUCAUGGUAAUAGCACUUGUUGUGUUCGCAAUGGGAAGCAAAAUGUACAAGAAACCACCUCCAAAAGGAAACAUAGUGGCUCAAGUUAUCAAAUGUAUUGGGUUUGCCAUUUCCAAUCGCUUCAAGAACCGUUCUCGGAACAUUCCAAGGCGCCAGCACUGGCUGGACUGGGCAACAGAGAAGUAUCCAAAGCAGCUCAUUAUGGAUGUGAAGGCACUGACUAGGAUACUAUUCCUGUACAUCCCAUUGCCCAUGUUCUGGGCUCUUUUGGAUCAGCAGGGCUCACGAUGGACCUUACAAGCCACUAAGAUGAAUGGAGACUUGGGUUUUUUUGUGCUUCAGCCAGACCAGAUGCAGGUGCUAAAUCCUCUUCUGGUUCUUAUCUUCAUCCCAUUGUUUGACCUUGUCAUUUAUCGGCUGAUCGCCAAAUGUGGAAUCCACUUCUCAUCACUUAGGAAAAUGGCUGUUGGUAUGAUUCUAGCAUGCCUGGCAUUUGCAGUUGCAGCUAUUGUGGAGAUAAAAAUAAAUGGAAUGGCCCCACCUCAGCCAGGGUCCCAGGAAAUUUUCCUGCAAGUCUUAAACUUGGCAGAUGAUGACGUGAAAGUGACAGUGCUGGGGAAAGGAAAUAAUUCUCUAUUGGCAGAGUCCAUCAACUCUUUUCAGAAACCAACGCACUAUUUUAAACUACACCUAAACUCAAAAAGCCAGGAUUUCCACUUUCAUCUGAAGUAUCACAAUCUGUCUGUGCAAACUGAACAUUCUGUAGUAGAGAAUAACUGGUACACCAUGGUCCUUCAUGCAGAUGGGGAAAAUCUCUCCAGCAUCAUGGUAAAGAAUGUAGAAAACAAAACAGUCAAUGGAAUGACAACUGUCAGGUUUAUUAACACUUUGCCCAGAGACGUGACCAUCUCCCUGGGUACAGAUGACUCCUUCACUGUUCGUAAAGACUAUGGCGUGUCUGCUUACAGAACCAUCCCAAGAGGAGAGUAUCCUGCAGUGCCUUGUAAAGCAGAAGAUAAGGACUUUUCUCUGAAUCUGGGUCUACUAGACUUUGGUGCCUCCUAUCUGCUUGUUAUUACUAAUAUCACCAGCAAAGGCCUUCAGGCCUGGAAGACAGAAGACAUUCUUGCCAAUCAUAUGUCCAUUGCAUGGCAGCUACCACAGUAUGCCCUAGUUACAGCUGCAGAGGUCAUGUUCUCUGUCACAGGACUUGAGUUUUCUUAUUCUCAGGCUCCAUCAAGCAUGAAAUCUGUGCUCCAAGCAGCCUGGUUGUUGACAAUUGCAUUUGGGAAUAUUAUCGUGCUUGUUGUUGCACAGUUCAGUGGCCUGUUACAGUGGGCUGAAUUCAUUUUGUUUUCCUGCCUCCUGCUGGUGGUCUGCCUGAUCUUCUCCAUCAUGAGCUACUACUACGUUCCCCUAAAUUCAGAGAAGAUGCAUGGGCCAGCAAAUAAGCAUCAUAUUCAUAUACAAGGAAACAUGGUCAACCAGGAAACCAGGAAUACAAAACUCUGAUGAUCCCCUGCUCUGAUCCUAAUUCCUGGCCAUAGUCCUGGCCAUUCCUCAUCUGCAAACAUUGGUUUCUCCUAAAGGAUUGGUAGAGAAAGGUAGUAUCAUUAGUAGAGAUUCUCUUAUGUGAGAGAGGUAAUUUAUGACUAGAGUUUCCAGUUCAUCUUUUAACAAAGCACUUACCUACACUCAGUGUUUUCCCAUUUAUUAGCAAACUCAGUAAAUCCUGUAUAGUGUAGUUCAAGCUGGCCUAGUGUCUCAAAUAGCCACAGAAAUACAGUUAUAGUUAAGAUAAAUCUUUGAGGGUAUGCAGAGUUGUGUGUGUGAUUCCCUCACGCGUUUAAAACGAUAACCCCACCUUUUGGGGUACUGGUUAGGGGCGAAAGUGGAAAAUAAAAUAUAGUACUUCAAGUUGCUUUAUCAGCACUGUAAUUGUGCUACUAAUGAAAACCUC
Messenger RNA from Octodon degus (degu), 2840 nucleotides. It is a transcript of the gene Slc15a2, whose product is annotated as solute carrier family 15 member 2. NCBI's taxonomy places the organism in Eukaryota, Metazoa, Chordata, Mammalia, Rodentia, Octodontidae. Gene Ontology annotation, biological process: oligopeptide transport; transmembrane transport. The transcript has 22 exons. Gene Ontology annotation, cellular component: membrane. Gene Ontology annotation, molecular function: dipeptide transmembrane transporter activity. The record is from RefSeq and is a predicted model, not a curated record. The coding region runs from base 170 to 2392 and encodes 740 amino acids.